This is a messenger RNA of Artibeus jamaicensis (Jamaican fruit-eating bat), 8638 nucleotides long. It is a transcript of the gene PLCG2, whose product is annotated as phospholipase C gamma 2. The record is from RefSeq and is a predicted model, not a curated record. Gene Ontology annotation, biological process: phospholipid catabolic process; positive regulation of epithelial cell migration; phosphatidylinositol-mediated signaling. Lineage: Eukaryota; Metazoa; Chordata; Mammalia; Chiroptera; Phyllostomidae. The transcript has 33 exons. The coding region runs from base 158 to 3955 and encodes 1265 amino acids. Gene Ontology annotation, molecular function: phosphatidylinositol-4,5-bisphosphate phospholipase C activity; protein binding.
AAGUGGCAGCGCCGGCGUCGGAGGGCUUGCGCGUCAGGGAGUGCCCGGAGCCCGGACGGCGGGCGAUUGCGCGCGGGACCCCAGAGCCGGGACCUGCGGCUGGGGCACGGCCAGCCUCCUUGUGCCCUCGCUCCUCCUCCUCCCUGGAGAGGCGACAAUGACCACCAUGGUCAAUGUGGAUGGCCUUCCGGAAUAUGAGAAGAGUCAGAUCAAGAGAGCCCUGGAGCUGGGCACAGUGAUGACCGUGUUCAGCUUCCGCAAGUCCACCCCGGAGCGCAGGACCGUCCAGGUGAUCAUGGAGACGCGGCAGGUGGCCUGGAGUAAGACAGCCGACAAGAUCGAAGGCUUCUUGGAUAUCAUGGAAAUAAAGGAAAUCCGCCCGGGGAAGUGCUCCAAGGAUUUUGAGCGUGCAAAAGCAGUCCGCCAGAAGGAAGACUGCUGCUUCACCAUCCUGUACGGCACCCAGUUCACCCUCAGCACACUCAGUUUGGCAGCUGACUCUAAGGAAGAUGCAACCAAGUGGCUCUCCGGCUUGAAAAUCUUACACCAAGAAGCAAUGAGUGCGUCCACACCCACCAUUAUUGAGAGUUGGCUGAGAAAGCAGAUUUAUUCAGUGGACCAAACCAGAAGAAACAGCAUCAGCCUCCGAGAGCUGAAGACCAUCUUGCCCCUGGUCAACUUCAAAGUGAGCAGUGCCAAGUUCCUCAAGGACAAGUUUGUGGAAAUAGGCGCGCACAAAGAUGAACUCAGCUUUGAACAGUUCCAUCUCUUCUAUAAAAAACUUAUGUUUGAACAGCAAAAAUCGAUUCUUGACGAAUUCAAAAAAGACUCCUCCGUGUUCAUCUUGGGGAACACUGACCGGCCGGACGCCUCCGCUGUGCACCUGCACGACUUCCAGCGGUUUCUCUUACAUGAGCAGCAGGAGCUCUGGGCUCAGGAUCUGAACAGAGUCCGCAAGAGGAUGACAAAGUUUAUCGACGACACGAUGAGGGAAACUGCGGAGCCCUUCCUAUUUGUUGAUGAGUUCCUCACGUACCUGUUUUCACGGGAGAACAGCAUUUGGGAUGAGAAGUACGACGUGGUGGACAUGCAGGACAUGAACAACCCCCUGUCUCAUUACUGGAUCUCCUCGUCACAUAACACGUACCUCACAGGUGACCAGCUGCGGAGUGAGUCGUCCACAGAGGCAUACAUCCGCUGUUUGCGCAUGGGCUGUCGGUGCAUUGAGCUGGACUGCUGGGACGGGCCCGAAGGGAAGCCCAUCAUCUACCAUGGUUGGACACGGACCACCAAGAUCAAGUUUGAUGAUGUCGUGCAGGCCAUCAAAGACCAUGCCUUUGUCACCUCAAGCUUCCCUGUGGUCCUGUCCAUCGAGGAGCACUGUGGCGUGGAACAGCAGCGCUACAUGGCCAGAGUGUUCAAGGAGGUGUUCGGUGACCUGCUGCUGAUGAAGCCCACGGAGGCCAGUGCUGACCAGCUGCCCUCACCCAGCCAGCUGCGGGAAAAGAUCAUCAUCAAGCAUAAGAAGCUGGGGCCCCGAGGCGACGUCGACGUCGACAUGGAGGACAAGAAAGAUGAGCACAAGCAGCAGGGCGAACUGUACAUGUGGGACUCCAUCGACCAGAAAUGGACUCGGCACUAUUGCGCCAUCGCCGAUGCCAAGCUGUCCUUCAGCGAUGACAUUGAACAGACCAUGGAAGAAGAAGUGCCCCAGGAUACGCCCCCCACCGAGCUGCAUUUUGGAGAGAAGUGGUUCCACAAGAAGGUGGAGAAGAGGACGAGUGCCGAGAAGCUGCUGCAGGAAUACUGCUCCGAGAUGGGGGGCAAGGACGGAACCUUCUUGGUGCGGGAGAGCGAGAGGUUCCCCAACGACUACACCCUGUCCUUCUGGCGGUCAGGCCGGGUCCAGCACUGCAGGAUCCGCUCCACCGUGGAGGAUGGGGUCAUGAAGUACUACCUGACUGACAACCUCAUGUUCCCCAGCAUCUACGCCCUCAUCCAGUACUACCGCGGGACGCACCUGCGCUGCGCCGAGUUCGAGCUCCGGCUCACUGACCCCGUGCCCAACCCCAACCCCCAUGAGUCAAAGCCGUGGUACUAUGACGGGCUGAGCCGUGGAGAAGCGGAGGACAUGCUGAUGAGAGUUCCCCGGGACGGCGCCUUCCUCAUCCGGAAGCGGGAAGGCAGCGACUCCUAUGCCAUCACCUUCAGGGCCAAGGGCAAGGUGAAGCACUGUCGCAUCAACCGGGACGGCAGGCACUUCGUGCUGGGGACCUCCGCCUACUUCGAGAGUCUGGUGGAGCUCGUCAGUUACUACCAGAAGCAUGCGCUGUACCGAAAGAUGAAGCUGCGCUACCCUGUGACUCCCGAGCUCCUGGAGCGCUACAGCAUGGAAAGAGACAUAAACUCCCUGUAUGACGUCAGCAGAAUGUAUGUGGAUCCCAGUGAAAUCAAUCCUUCUAUGCCUCAGAGAACUGUGAAAGCUCUGUAUGACUACAAAGCCAAGCAGAGUGAUGAGCUGAGCUUCUGCCGUGGCGCCCUUAUUCACAACGUCUCCAAGGAGCCCGGGGGCUGGUGGAAAGGAGACUAUGGAACCAAAAUCCAGCAGUACUUCCCGUCCAAUUAUGUCGAAGACAUUUCGUCGGUUGAUGUGGAGGACCUGGAGAAGCAGAUUAUUGAAGACAAUCCCUUAGGGUCUCUUUGCAGAGGAAUACUGGAUCUCAAUGCCUAUAACGUAGUGAAAGCCCCACAGGGGAAAAACCAGAAGCCUUUCGUCUUUAUCCUGGAGCCCAAGAAGCAGGGGGACCCUCCGGUGGAGUUUGCCACGGACAGGGUGGAGGAGCUCUUUGAAUGGUUUCAGAGCAUCCGGGAGAUCACCUGGAAGAUUGACACCAAGGAGAACAACAUGAAGUACUGGGAGAAGAACCAGUCGAUCGCCAUCGAGCUGUCGGACCUGGUCGUCUACUGCAAGCCAACCAGCAAGACCAAAGACAACUUAGAAAAUCCUGACUUCCGAGAAAUCCGUUCCUUUGUGGAGACGAAGGCUGACAGUGUCGUCAGGCAGAAACCCAUCGAUCUCCUGAAGUACAAUCAGAAGGCCCUGACCCGCGUUUACCCGAAGGGACAGAGGGUGGACUCCUCCAACUACGAUCCCUUCCGCCUCUGGCUAUGUGGCUCCCAAAUGGUGGCACUCAAUUUCCAGACCCCAGACAAGUACAUGCAGAUGAAUCAGGCCUUGUUCUCACUCAAUGGGAGGACCGGCUACGUCCUGCAACCCGAGAGCAUGAGGACGGAUAAGUACGACCCCAUGCCACCUGAGUCCCAGAGGAAGAUUCAGAUGACCUUGACGGUCAAGGUCCUUGGGGCUCGCCACCUUCCCAAGCCUGGACGAAGCAUCGCAUGUCCCUUUGUGGAGGUGGAAAUAUGUGGAGCUGAAUAUGACAACAACAAGUUUAAGACGACGGUUGUGAAUGACAAUGGUCUAAGCCCUGUUUGGGCUCCAACACAGGAGAAGGUGACGUUUGAAAUUUAUGAUCCAAACCUCGCGUUUCUGCGUUUUGUGGUGUAUGAGGAAGAUAUGUUCAGUGAUCCCAACUUUCUCGCACAUGCCACUUACCCCAUUAAAGGAAUCAAAUCAGGAUUUAGAUCUGUUCCUCUGAAGAAUGGGUACAGUGAAGACAUUGAGCUGGCUUCCCUCCUGGUUUUCUGUGAGAUGCGGCCAGUCCUGGAGAGUGAAGAGGAACUGUACUCCUCCUGUCGCCAGCUGCGGAGGCGGCAAGAAGAGCUGAACAACCAGCUCUUUCUAUAUGACACACACCAGAAUUUGCGCAAUGCCAACCGGGAUGCCCUCAUUAAAGAAUUCAAUGUCAACGAGAACCAGCUCCAGCUGUACCAGGAGAAGUGCAACCGGAGGUUAAGAGAGAAGAGAGUCAACAACAGCAAGUUUUACUCAUAGAAGCUGGGUGUACGUGUAAGGGUGUUGUGUGUGAGCAUGUGUGUGCAUGUAGAAGAAUGUGCUACAUUCAGACCCUGGGAUCACGCGAAUCUCUGACGUCUUCCUCUGGCCAAGUCUACCGUCAAGAUGACUUUUCUGAAGGAGACCCAGUCAGCAUGAGUUGGGGUGAUUUCCUCCCAAUGUUUUCAUCUUGGACAAUUUCUUAACUUAUAAUUCUCUCUAGGGGAUCCUAAAAUCACGUUCCUCGUUUUUGGCCUCUUGUGUUCCGAACUCCAUUGAAUAAAAGCAGUGAAAACCUCCAACAGUUAGACCUUCUGUGCGUGACCUGCACAGGGAGCAGGAUUCUUUCUCUGGCCUCUAAAAGCCCAGGUGGUUGACUUCCACGGGUGAUGAGCCCUCAGUGUAAGCAACUAAUAAGUUAGCUUCUGAAAAGGGUUUUAACAGGAAGGCAAACAAUUCUACAGUUAAGGCCAUCGGCAUUCACGAGGGUGCAAAGAGGAGCCCAGCCUCCCUGCACCAGGUCAGCGGGCUCAGCUCAAUGCACCUUAACUACCACCGGCUGGCUGGCUGGACAGGCUCAGCUACAGUGCCUGAGAGUCCGUGGAAUCUGUUCAUUAAGACAAUUUCUAGUUAAUGGUUGGGACUUGCUUUGUGACUGGAGUUAUUGGGAGUGAGAGGUGGAAAUUUUGGAGCCAUGUUGAUUUAAAAAGCCUGUUAGAAAGCAGAGACCCAGCCAGCUUCUUGCUCACCGCUGCUCUGCCCACUCCUGAGCUGGCUGUGUGACCACAGUGCAGGGCCCUGCGUCUGCAGCUCCCACAGACAAAAGGUCAAUUUACUGAUUAAAUGAGGUGAUGCAAAUUAGGCUCCAGUGAGGAAUUCCUCUGGAUGACUCAGUUUCCCAUAGCGGCAAGCUGAGUGUUGGGGCUUCAGCCUUAGAAAGCUACAGAAAAUCUCAGAUGCAGCUACCUCCACGCAGCAGACCCACUAGGACAAGAUUACACUCCUCUGCAUCUUGAGCACAAUAUAAUGAUUUGUACAGUGUGAUGCUUUCACAAGACUUUUUAAAGAUGAGGACAGUAAUCAAGGGUGUGGUCAGUAGAGCGGCAGCUUAGAGUGAAUUGAGGACCAAUUUAGAGAGAAAAAGUGUAACUGUGAAAAGAAGAUGUGGUGGGGAGGAGCAAACUAGCAAGAGUUAAGACUGGUGGCUUUAAUUGGUUGGAACUGGGUCCUAGCAACCCAUUCAGCCCUCCCCUGGUUACCAUGGGCUCAAGAGAGCCCAUACUGGGCAGUAUGUGAAAACUGAUCAGGCUCUCUCUGACCAAGACCUUAUCCUUUCAUUCCACAAAAAUUUCUUGAGCACCACCAUAUGCCAGGCACUAUGCCAAGGUCAGGGGGGUACAAUGUUAAACAAAAAAAAAUUUUUAAAGAAAUCAAAAAGCCAUGGUUACUGGUCUUAGGGAAUAUAUCCACGUGCUUCUAAAAGAAAUGUAUUUUACCUUCUAGAAAGCCAGGAGACUAGGUAAUGGCAGUUUGACGGAGGUGGGGCUCUCAUUUUGUAACACUGUUUUAGUUAUUCCUUGAAUUGGGGGUUAUUUUAUUUGGCAGCCAGCAACUCAGGGAACACACUACUCCUGAUGGUAGCAAGUGUUCAAAGCAACUUUCAGGGAAGGCUGGAUGAAAAAAGGUCCUGAGCUGCAGGCUGCAGGGAAGGAACAUACAGACUCUGUAAGCCAGUGGCCCAUUAGCCACCUGGGCCAGGUAGCCCCUGGAGCCUGAUUACUGUACCCCCACUGUGCCAUCCAUGUCCCUACUGGCUCCAUUAUUACCUCUACACAGUGGAGCCCAGAUUUUGCUGUCAUUACCUUGUUUUCAGCUCAGGAGUAAGGAAAAGAUGCAUACCUUCCCACUUCAAUCCAUCCUAAAGCCAAAAAGUUUAGUAAGGCCAGGAUCCCCUUUCUGCUUAAAGUGGAUGUUUUGCUAAAGAAAUUGAGAAGCAGUGGCACAGAAAAGAAAGCAGGAGUUAAGCACCUUUCAACUGCCACUGUGUAAAAUCUAUACCCAGCCACAGGUAUGCACAGGUGCAAAUGGUGCUGGGAAGAAUUCUGUCCCUAAAACUGUCUCUUCCUCCUAGAUGCUUUGAUAACUCAAAUCCACCAUUAGAGAAUAUUUGUUUUGGUUGCCACAUUCUCUUAAUAGGGUAACACAUGAAUUUAAUUCCUGGUGGUGUUAGGAUUCUCUCAGGAAAGACACAGGAGGGGAAAGUGAAGGGUGCAGAUGACAUCAUUGCUGUCUCUAGAGUCUGCCUGGAUGCCACAAAACCUAAGUCCUACAAAAGACCUGGCUGAGGUUACGGCUUAACAGUCAUGGGUUAAGCACAGUUCAUUCAAACCAAAAGUAGGGACAGAACAUCUUGAAAUAUGGCCCCGGUGUUGAUGGACCAAAACCAUGAUUGUGUGUGCAUUAAACUGUUUUUCUCCAUCAUCAUUUUCCUUAGGUUAUGACUGAGGCACCGGUGAUUACAUGGACAAAUGAGAGGGGGGAGCUGGUUAGAUCAUUUGAGUUUGGAAAAUUUAGGUUAUACAAAGUUAAAUUAUUGCUUUCCAUGAGAAUUGGAUAUUGUAAUGUGCAUAGUGAAGAGUGGUGUCGAAUACCACAUUUCCCAAAUUUGAUCUCAGGACCCUUUUGCCAAGGAAAAUUUGGAGGCUUGCUCUAUUAAGAAGGCAGUCAGGCAACAUAAUAUAAUAAUUUACAGUUGAACCUUGACCAGCAAGGGGGUUAGGGACACUGUCCUCCCCCACAACUGUGCAAUCAAAAAUCCAUGUGUAACUUUUUGCUCCCCCCAAAUUUAAAUACUAAUAGCCUAUUGUUGACCAGAAGCCUUACCAAUAACAGAGUUGAUUAGUACAUUUUGUAUGUUAUAUAUGUUGUAUAUACUGUAUCCUUACAAUAAAGUCAGCUAGAGAAAAGAAAAUGGUAAGAAAUUGUAAGAAAGAGAAAAUACAUUUACAGAAUUAAUUGGGAAAAAUUCCCAUAUAAGUGGACCUUUGCAGUUGAAACCUGUGUUGUUCGACUGUAUAUGUCCUGUGACCUAGUUAAACAAAAAUCUAAACUUAAGCCACUAAGGCCACUGGUCUUUGAACUGGGCCAGCCCUACUACCCCUAGCAGUCUUCAAGAGGUUUCCACAGAAUACACAGACUCAAAUAGUUUUAGGGGAUCAAUUUUCAGAUCUUCACCUUCCUAUUAUAAAUUUUCUUAAUUAUCUACUUGAGAAAGUGCCCUUUUCUCUCUCAAAAAAGAAAAUAUAUCUUUCCGCAUCUUCAGUCUUGCUGUAGAGCAUGACUCACAGUGUGAAAUUCAAAAUAUGGGUGUUUAGACAGUGAGGGCUUCUUAACAGCAGGGUGCAAAUCCUUUUGCAAGUCUGGUGGCUCCCAAUUCUUUGCUUUCAACAAACUUGAAGGAACGCCCAAGAUUUCUGAAUAUUUUAGCAUGUGAUUCUGAAGCAUUGGAAGAAUUCAGUUAUCCUGCUAUUACAAAUGCCUUCUGUUCCCAUGUACUUAUCCAUGUGAACAAGGAUUAUCAGCACUUUCACACAGAAAAUUUAAAGGGAAAGUAGAAUCGAUGCUGCACCAUGGCCAUUCUAACAAUGAUAACAUUCAUCUGCAGAUAGGAGAAAUAAUUGGGCUGGGGAAACCUUCCUCAUCUCAUUGAGUAUUACGUUGCCAAUGAAAUUUUACUAUGGCUAAUAAUUUAUUGAAAUUUGUACUAUAUUUAUUGAUCAAGUUCAAUCCAGGAGAAAAUAUUUAAAUACAUAGAGCCUUAUAAGAUCACAUUUUGUUACAGAUCUACAACUAAGCAAUAAAAAGACCAAAAAUAAUUAAGCUAAAAUUUUGAGGGGGAAGUAAAUUAAAAAUACAAGUUCGAGGAGUAAAAGGAAAAGCAUGUCACUUCCUGUGACAAAAAAAUUGCUUUCUUCAUGCAGUUUCUGAAAGGGUGAUGGAGUCUGUCAAUGAGCGCUGGGUGCAGAGCCUCUCAGCCAAGUUCAAAACCGAGCGUAGCAGUUUUAUUUAAAGAUGCAGUAUGAGCAAUAUGCCGGCACUUUUAUCCUUUGCAACCACUAUGAGAAAAUUUUUAGGCAAAAGUUAAAAAAUUUACUUCAGAGGUUUCUGAGCAUAAAGUUUCCGUUGUCUCAUCGAGGGCCACUGGACGGUGAGCUGCAUUGGGAGCAAGAACGGCUGAAAGGGGCCGCAGUGCUUUUAACUCCUACGAGGACUGGGACUUAAACUUUCGUCUUGUGUCACAUUUAACUUUUGGGGGGCAACCCUAGAAGUCAUAUUCUAGCCAAUAAAAAGUUAAUUAGAUGAAGACAUAUGCAGAAUUACAAAAUUGGCAUGGGAAAAAUACUCAAUGAUUUGUCUCAGGUUUUUAAUUUUCAAAAUAUUUUUAUCUUUAAGAGCCAGAUUCCUGUCUCUCAGAAAUUUCCACUUUUUCAUUAGGCUUUAAAAAGCUGCAUUUGUAAACUUGUGUUUCAUUAUUAAAGCUUAAUUUAUUUUUUAUAUAAAUAGUGUGUGCUUCUGUGUACAUAGAGAAUAAUAUGUAUGAGUCACACAAAUGUUGGCUAUCGUCAGUGUGAAAAUUAAAGGGCUGUAUCACAUUUUUAAAAAUAAAAAAUUGAUCUAAAUGAA